Miscanthus lutarioriparius is the source of this 735-nucleotide messenger RNA. The record is from the annotation of a GenBank genome assembly. NCBI's taxonomy places the organism in Eukaryota, Viridiplantae, Streptophyta, Magnoliopsida, Poales, Poaceae.
AUGAGGAUGUUCGAGUUCGAGGAGCCACCAGCGGAGAUCACCCGCGACGCGCACCCGGCGCACGCGCUGAAGCUGGUGACCACGGACGGCGCGCCGUUCCGGUGCGACGGGUGCAAGGAGCCCGGCAGCGGCCAGGGGCGGCGGUACAGGUGCGGCGAACACGGCUGCGACUUCGACCUCCACGUGGCCUGCGCCCUUGCGGCGCACACUCUGAAGCACCACCCCCUCUUCGGCGAUGGCGUCGAAUUCGAGCUCCUCCCCGAGGCGCCGCCGCCCGUCGACAGGACGUUCUGCAACGCCUGUGGGCUCCGCGCGCCCGUCCUCGUCUACCACUGCUUCGACAGGGACCUGGACCUCCACCCGACCUGCGCGGCGCUCAAGAUGGAGAUGGGCGGCCACCUGCAGGCCCAGCUCUGCUGGGAGUCCGCCGACGCCGAGCACCGCUGCGUCGUCUGCGACGGCGCCGGCGGCAAGGGCAAGAAGUUCUGGGCGUACCGCUGGGGCUACGGCGGCACGCACGCGUACCUGCACGUGGCGUGCAUGAAGAAGAUCGCUUUCCAGAGCUGGGAGCAGGCCUACCAGGCCAGCGUCGGCGGCGGCCUCGUGGAGGCCAGCGUGCCGACGAUGAUGGCCGUGCUGCAGAAGAAGCGCACCGACGAGUAUACGGGCGGCGUUAAGAUUAUCGACACGGGCAUCCGCGGCCAAUACUUUUUCAGUUCAACUUGGGGUACUUAA